GCAUCACAGAACUGCCUCACUCUGAUAUUUUCUGCUCUUUCUCUCUAUUCGAAAUUUGAAUACUCUCUCAUUUUACGGUAUUUCUUAGUGUGUUUUGGAUCGGGAGGUUAGAGGUUUAUCAUCAAUGGCGGAUACUGAGACGUUUGCUUUUCAAGCUGAGAUCAAUCAGCUUCUUAGUUUGAUUAUCAACACUUUCUACAGCAACAAGGAGAUCUUUCUUCGUGAGCUUAUCAGUAACGCCUCUGAUGCUUUGGAUAAGAUCAGGUUCGAGAGCUUGACAGACAAGAGCAAGCUCGAUGCUCAACCUGAGCUCUUCAUCCACAUUAUUCCAGACAAGACUAACAAUACACUGUCCAUCAUUGACAGUGGUAUUGGCAUGACUAAGGCUGAUUUGGUGAACAAUCUUGGUACAAUCGCAAGAUCUGGUACUAAGGAGUUUAUGGAAGCACUGGCUGCUGGUGCUGACGUUAGUAUGAUUGGUCAAUUUGGUGUUGGUUUCUACUCCGCAUACUUGGUUGCUGAGAAGGUUAUUGUAACCGCAAAGCAUAAUGAUGAUGAACAAUAUGUGUGGGAGUCCCAAGCUGGUGGUUCAUUCACUGUUACCAGGGAUACUUCCGGGGAGAACCUUGGUAGGGGUACAAAGAUUACUCUGUUUUUGAAAGAGGAUCAGCUUGAGUACCUUGAGGAGCGACGUUUGAAGGAUUUGAUUAAGAAGCAUUCUGAAUUUAUUAGCUACCCGAUUUCCCUUUGGAUUGAGAAGACCACUGAGAAGGAGAUUUCUGAUGAUGAAGAUGAGGAGGAUAAGAAGGACGAAGAAGGGAAAGUUGAGGAUGUUGAUGAGGAGAAAGAGAAGGAAGAAAAGAAAAAGAAGAAGAUUAAGGAGGUGUCGCACGAGUGGUCUUUGGUGAACAAACAGAAGCCCAUCUGGAUGAGGAAGCCUGAGGAGAUUACCAAGGAAGAAUAUGCUGCUUUCUACAAGAGCCUUACAAAUGACUGGGAAGAGCAUUUGGCCGUCAAGCACUUCUCAGUUGAGGGGCAACUUGAGUUCAAGGCUGUCCUCUUUGUCCCCAAGAGGGCUCCUUUUGAUCUCUUUGACACAAGGAAGAAGCCCAACAACAUUAAGCUGUAUGUGAGACGUGUCUUUAUCAUGGACAACUGCGAGGAGUUGAUUCCUGAAUUCCUCAGCUUUGUUAAGGGUAUUGUCGACUCAGAGGACCUUCCUUUGAACAUCUCAAGAGAAAUGUUGCAGCAAAACAAGAUCUUGAAGGUUACGAAGAACUUGGUAAAGAAGUGCAUUGAGCUCUUCUUUGAAAUAGCAGAGAACAAGGAAGAUUACAACAAGUUUUAUGAGGCAUUCUCAAAGAACCUCAAGCUUGGUAUCCAUGAGGACUCUCAGAACAGGACUAAAAUUGCCGAAUUGCUCCGCUACCACUCCACCAAGAGUGGUGAUGAGCUGACCAGCUUGAAGGACUAUGUGACCAGAAUGAAGGAGGGUCAGAAUGAUAUCUACUACAUCACUGGUGAGAGUAAAAAGGCAGUUGAGAACUCUCCCUUCCUUGAGAAGCUGAAGAAGAAGGGUUAUGAGGUCCUUUACAUGGUUGAUGCUAUUGAUGAGUAUGCUGUCGGACAGCUCAAAGAAUUUGAGGGCAAAAAGCUUGUGUCAGCUACCAAGGAAGGUCUUAAACUUGAUGAGAGUGAGGAUGAGAAGAAGAAGAAGGAAGCUUUGAAGGAAAAGUUUGAGGGUCUUUGCAAGGUCAUCAAGGAUGUGCUGGGUGACAAGGUUGAAAAGGUUGUGGUUUCUGAUCGUGUUGUUGACUCACCUUGCUGUUUAGUGACUGGCGAGUAUGGUUGGACUGCAAACAUGGAGAGAAUCAUGAAGGCCCAGGCUUUGAGGGAUAACAGCAUGGCUGGUUACAUGUCAAGCAAGAAGACAAUGGAGAUCAACCCGGAGAACCCCAUCAUGGAAGAGCUGAGAAAGAGAGCCGAUGCAGAGAAGAAUGAUAAAUCUGUGAAGGACCUUGUUCUCCUUCUCUUCGAGACUGCUCUCCUCACCUCUGGCUUCAGCCUUGAUGACCCUAACACCUUUGGCAACAGAAUCCACAGGAUGCUGAAACUCGGCUUGAGCAUUGAUGAGGAUGCAGGUGAAGGUGAAGCUGAUGCUGAUAUGCCCCCAUUGGAGGAUGCUGAUGCCGAAGGCAGCAAGAUGGAGGAAGUUGAUUAAGCCUAACAUGUUUUUAUAAGAACUCUAAUCAGUAGAUUUAUCUUACUUUUGAAGCAUCUGUUAGCUUGUUUUACAUUUUGUUUGGUGCUUUUGUUAUGUUUUUGUUAGUUAUUUUCGAGUACUCUUAAAUGAUAAGUGCUGUUUUUUUCUGGGAUAUUUAUACAGUUUCUUACUGCCA
Messenger RNA from Gossypium raimondii (Peruvian cotton), 2399 nucleotides. Its product is annotated as heat shock cognate protein 80. Gene Ontology annotation, molecular function: ATP-dependent protein folding chaperone; ATP binding; ATP hydrolysis activity. The record is from RefSeq and is a predicted model, not a curated record. Gene Ontology annotation, biological process: protein stabilization; protein folding; cellular response to heat. NCBI's taxonomy places the organism in Eukaryota, Viridiplantae, Streptophyta, Magnoliopsida, Malvales, Malvaceae. Gene Ontology annotation, cellular component: perinuclear region of cytoplasm; protein-containing complex; cytosol.